Scedosporium apiospermum is the source of this 831-nucleotide messenger RNA. Its product is annotated as putative Sulfonate biosynthesis enzyme. The transcript has 3 exons. The coding region runs from base 1 to 831 and encodes 276 amino acids. The record is from RefSeq and is a predicted model, not a curated record. NCBI's taxonomy places the organism in Eukaryota, Fungi, Ascomycota, Sordariomycetes, Microascales, Microascaceae.
AUGAUCGAGGAUCCAAAUGGUUUCGGAUUCAUCCGACACAAUGUCCGCCCACUGAAGCCCAGAAAAGUUGGUGUUACUGAAAUUCGAGGCCCUUAUUAUUCCGCUAUGGGCAAGCGCCACCUAGAGGAUGUCUUUGAGACCAUGGGGUAUCACGUUGAUGGGGUCAAAUUUGCCGGCGGAUCAUUCUCACUCUUCCCCGAGGACCGACUGCGAGAGAUGAUAGACCUUUGUCAUACGAAUAAUGCCUAUGUGUCUACCGGCGGAUGGAUUGAGCACGUCCUCACGCAAUCUGAUGCUCAUUCGGCAGUGGACAGGUACCUUCAAAAAUGCAAAGAAGUAGGCUUCGACGUCAUUGAAGUUUCGUCGGGGUUUCUUUCGAUCCCGCCCGAUGAUUGGCUCCGUGUUGUUGACAGAGUCCAUAACGCCGGCUUAAUCGCCAAGCCUGAGUGUGGAAUCCAGUUCGGCGCUGGAGGAGACACUUCCGCCGAAGAGCUCGAGAGCUUCGGGACAUCAGACCCAGCCAAGAUUAUCCAAAUGGGAAAGCGCUUCAUCGAUGCCGGCGUAGAGCGUAUCAUGAUCGAGAGCGAAGGCAUCACUGAGAACGUGAAAAGCUGGCGAACGGACGUCAUUCAACAGAUAUUGAGGGACUUGCCGCCGGAAAAGGUCAUGUUCGAGGCAGCUGACCCGCCGGUUUUUAACUGGUAUAUCCGGGAGUUUGGGGCCCACGUCAACUUGUUUGUGGAUCAUUCGCAGAUUGUUCAGCUCAGCUGCUUGAGGACGGGAAUCUGGGGCAUGGCGGACACGUUUGGCAAAAUCACGACGUUCCCAUAG